AGGGGAAGAAUAACAUUUUUCUAGACAGCAGUAACGAGAAUACCAAUUCUCGGAUGGGCCGGCAAAAAAUACCGACAUUAUUACGCAUUUACAAAAUGCGUAAUCACACAAUUGUUUUACGCAUUUACAAAAUGCAUAACCACACAAUUGUUUUCAGUGGUUACGCAUUAACAAAUCAUGUAUCAUGAUCUGAUAAUCAGUGGAUAUAAGGAGGAUACGCAUCUUGUAAAUGCGUAAUAUCAAUACGCAAUUGAAGGUCGGGUAACAUAUUAUGUUUGAUGGGUAAGUUUAAGGAUACGCAUUUUGUAUUUGGGUUUCAAUGUUACGCAUUACCAAUUCAUGUAUCAUGAUCUGAUAAAUGUAUUACGGACACGCAAGAGAGGAUGGGGUAUUGUGAAACAAUUUAACCUUUUUUAGAUUUAAGGAUACGCUGUUUGCGUUUGGGUAACUCUGGAUACGCAAUAGUGGAUGGGGUAUUGUUUAAUACUUUAAUUUACCAGAUUAAGGGAUACGCCGUUCGAAGUUGGGUAACUGUGGAUACGCAUAGGCGGGUUGGGUAUCCAGCUUUAAUACAUACACUACUCGUUUCAGAUUUGUACAAACAAUCUAGAGCUCUAUCGCCUCUUUUUAUUAAUUGGGUUCACAUCUUUCACUUUCUCAGUUGGGUUCACUCAGACUCAUCUCUUGCUCCUGCUCUAUACCAGGUAUAUUACCUUAUUUCUUAGUUACUGUAUGAUGACGUCGAAAUCAGAUUUUAUUUAUGGAUGGAUAUAUUGUGAUGGUAGCAUUGUUAGUGAUGACGCAGAAGGUGUUAAAUAUGAUAGAAAAAUGAGUAGACUAGUAAAAUUAGAGUUCAAUUUGAAAUAUAAAGAGUUGUUGGAUCUUUUGUAUACAAAACUCUGGACAGAUCCGAGUGUGUAUAAAUUGAAGAUACUUCAGAGAUUUUUAAACCCCACAACUAACAAAUUUGAAGUUGCUCCAAUGUACGACGACGAUGAUGUUGAAUUUAUGUUUGAAGCUGUGGAUAGUUCAUUUCGUAAAGAGUAUGUUGAGCUUUAUGUAGAGAAGGUAAUGAUUGGUUUGGAACAAAGUUCAAAUGCUGUUCAGAUUUCCAAAAGUGUUGAAAGCAUUCAAAGUUCUAAAAAAUUACAGAAUAGUGGCAGUGUUUGUGCGAGUGCAGAUUUUUCAAGUGGGAGCUCAAGUAGGUCUUUUUAUAUGAGUCGGGUGGAUAGUGAUGGAAAUUCAAUUGGAAGCAGCGAAUAUAGAGAUGAGGAUAUUCCAUACUACAGGUCCUUCGACGGAUCAUCAAUGGUGGCUUCUUUUAACGAGCCUAUUAUGCAGAAAUCUAGAGAUAUUCUUGUUCCUGCCGAGCUAGAAAGAGGAAUGGUUUUUGAAUCAAAAGAAGAGAUGAUGCGUGUAAUAAAGGAUGUACAUAUUAGAAACCAUCAGGAGAUCAAAGUGCUAAGGUCUGAUUUAGAGAGUUGGGAAGUGGCAUGCAAGAGAAAAAUGGAAGGUUGUGCAUGGAUGUUGAGGGCUAGAAAGAGGAAAAGGCACCACUUUUUUGAGAUUAUGGAGGCUAGAGGUCCGCACACAUGUCUCAAUCCGAACAUGUCCCAAGAUCAUUGCAAUUUGAACUCUUCUAAUAUUGCACAAGUAAUUAGUAGCCAAAUUGCAGCGGAUCCUAAUGUAUCAGAGAAAGCACUUUUGGCUACUAGUGUUAGUCAUUUUGGUUAUAAACCUUCAAGAGGAAAGAUCAGAUCAGCAAGGGAGAAAGCAGAAAAACAAUUGUUCAAGUCUUCUGAAGAGUCAUAUCAGUACCUUCCUAUCUUUAUGAAUGCGAUACAAUCAUUCAAUCAUGGCACAUAUGUGGAUUGGCAUUUCAAAGAGCAUGACCUAGGAGAGCCUAUUGCUGAGGUGGUGAGAUUCAAACGAGUGUUUUGGGCAUUUAAACCUUGCAUUGAUGCAUUUCAGCAUUGCAUACCAGUGAUCUUGAUAGAUGGUACCCAUUUAUAUGACAAGUAUGGAGGAGUAUUAAUUACUGCCACAACAGUUGAUGGUUUCAACCACCUUAUUCCUAUAGCAUUUGCAAUUGUUGAGGGCGAGAAUUCAGCAAGUUGGAGUUGGUUUAUGUAUAGGUUGAAGAAGAAGGUUGUUCAACGUCGUAGAGAUGUUUGUGUGAUUUCUGAUAGAUAUGCUGGGAUAAUAUCUACUAUGAACAGUCCUGACCUCGAGUGGCGGGAACCAUAUGCCCAUCAUCGUUUUUGUGCUAGACACUUGGCUGCAAAUUUUGGUAGAGAGUUUAGGAAGGGAAAACUAAAGGAGAAGGUUGUUGCAUUGUGUAGCCAGCUGACAUCUGCCAAAUUUAAUUUGCAUUGGAAUGCAUUGUUAGCUGUCGAGCCUGGAGUCCAAAACUGGUUUGCUGAUAAACCAUUAAAACAUUGGGCUUUGGCUUUUGAUGAGGGAAAAAGGUUUGGUAUCAUGACAACCAAUUUUGCUGAGAGUUGGAAUAAUGCUAUCAAGGUCGCAAGAAAACUUCCCAUCACUGCAUUGGUUAAAUCUAUAUUUUAUAAGGUGGUUGAAUAUUUUGACCAACGUAGACUGGAAAUAGAGAAACAAUCUAGUGAUGGUAAUGAGUUCACCAAGCAUGCUACAAAAAUCCUUAAUAGAUGGAAGGCACGUGCAAGUGGCCACCAUGUCAAGGUAUUUGAUCGCGCCACUUGGGUGUUUGAGGUGACAACAAUGAAGCGUGGUCAAAAGGGAGGAAACCGUCAGAUUGUUCGCCUAAUGGAACGCAUCUGUACUUGUAACAAAUGGCAAACAUAUCACAUUCCGUGCUCUCAUGUGCUAGCUUGUUGUGCCAAUCAAAAUCUUCAGCACACAAGUUUAGUUAGUGAAUGGUAUAGACUAGAUAAUGCUAGAAAGGUAUAUGCAACUCCUUUUGAGCCAUUACCACAUGAGGAUGCAUGGCCUUUAUUCGACAGAUUUCCUAAAGUGGUCCAUGAUGAUGAAAAUAUCACAAAGAAACCGGGCCGGAAAAAAUCUACUAGAUACAAGAAUGAAAUGGAUUAUCAAGCAUCAAGAAGCAAAGGAUCUUCUUCAACUGGAGCUUCUUCAAGUAUUCCAUAGAGGAUUUUCAUUAGUAUGUCCUCUUUAUUUAGUACCACAUCUUAGCUUAAUAGAAAUAGCGAUUAUAACGAUCAUCAACACCAAGUACCACAUCUUGUACUAUGAAGAAACUGUUAUAGCAAUUGAAAUGUAUUGUCUUACAUUCAAAAACUGAUACGAUACGCCAAAAAAUUGGGAGUUUAAUAGAUACCA
Molecule: messenger RNA, 3318 nt
Organism: Daucus carota subsp. sativus
Lineage: Eukaryota; Viridiplantae; Streptophyta; Magnoliopsida; Apiales; Apiaceae
Exons: 2
Coding region: 733-3126 (797 amino acids)
Molecular function (GO): zinc ion binding
Source: RefSeq, a predicted model, not a curated record